Nicotiana attenuata is the source of this 2928-nucleotide messenger RNA. Its product is annotated as pentatricopeptide repeat-containing protein At5g03800. The record is from RefSeq and is a predicted model, not a curated record. Gene Ontology annotation, biological process: RNA modification. Gene Ontology annotation, molecular function: RNA binding; zinc ion binding; protein binding. NCBI's taxonomy places the organism in Eukaryota, Viridiplantae, Streptophyta, Magnoliopsida, Solanales, Solanaceae. The coding region runs from base 165 to 2837 and encodes 890 amino acids. The transcript has a single exon.
GAAGAUACUGAGAAGACAAAGAUAAACCAUUCUGGAAAAAAAAUGGAUACCCAAUUCUUGGAUAGCCAUAAACCCCCCAAAAACACACAGUGGAAAUACACUUCACACCAAACUUAGCUUAGCGAUUCCAGCUCCUUGACUAUGCUUGGCGCCUUUCUUCUUUCAUGGCUGCCGUUAUCCACAGCCCCACCAUCUCUAUCCCUCUCUCCUUUCUCCCUCCUACUCGACCCUUUAACCUUCAUUCUACUUCAAGCCUAGCAACUACCAAGAAAACCAAAUAUAAGCAAAAACCUUCCUUUUUCCUUCAAUACCCUUCAAAAUCUCGUCCUUUUCAACCCCUUUUGAUCCCUCAGCAAUUUAAGGACUCAAAUGUCACAGUAGGUGCUGACACUAAUAGGAUUGAUUAUGCCAAUUUGCUUCGUAUUUCUGUUAGGUGUGGUGAUGUUGAACUCGCAAAGAUUAUUCACUCUUCAAUUCUCAAACUUGAAGAAGAGGAUGUUUAUUUGAAAAAUGCUUUAAUUGCAGCUUAUCUCAAGCUUGGUCACUUGAAUCUUGCUGAGAAAGUAUUCGAUUCGCUUUUGAGCCCUGAUGUUGUGUCGUAUACAGCAAUUAUAUCGGCUUUUGCUAAGUCGAAUCGUCAAAGAGAAGCCUUUGAGCUGUUUCUUGAAAUGAGGGACUUAGGUAUUGAACCAAAUGAAUAUACAUUUGUUGCUGUUUUGACUGCUUGUAUUCGUUCGUUGAAUCUUGAGUUAGGUCGUCAAGUACACGGUCUUGUUGUCAAAUUAGGGUAUUUGAGUUAUACUUAUGUUGUUAAUGCACUUAUGGGAUUGUAUAGUAAGUGUGGUUUACUGGAAUCUGUGAUUCUUUUGUUUAAUGAUAUGCCACAAAGGGACAUUGUUUCGUGGAACACUACGAUUUCGUGUAUGGUUGAAGAGUGCAUGUAUGAAAGAGCAUUUGAAAUGUACCGUGAAUUGAGGAGAAAUGAUUGCUUAAUAGUUGAUCAUUUUACUCUUUCGACCCUUUUGGCUGCAUCUUCCCGCUGUUUGGCGGUCAGAGAAGGGCAAAACCUACACGCACAUGCUCUUAAAAGUGGAUUACAUGGUAAUUUGAGUGUGAAUAAUGCACUUAUAGGCUUUUACACCAAAUGUGGAACCUUGAAAAAUGUAGUGGAUGUGUUUGAGAGGAUGCCUGUGAAGGAUGUCUUUAGUUGGACUGAAAUGAUUGUGGCGUAUAUGGAAUUUGGUUAUGUUGAUUUUGCGAUGGAGAUUUUUAACAGUAUGCCUGAAAGGAACUGUGUUUCUUAUAAUGCUCUUUUGGCUGGAUUUACUCAAAAUCACGAAGGGUUUAAGGCACUGGGGUUAUUUUGUGGAAUGUUGGAGGGAGGGAUGGAAUUGACUGAUUUUACAUUGACCAGUGUUCUUAAUGCUUGUGGGUCGAUGACGGAAAGGAAGAUAAGCAAACAGAUUCAUGCAUUUAUCCUCAAGCUUGGUUUAGAAUCAAAUGAUCGUAUUGAGACGUCAUUGCUUGAUAUGUGCACGCGGUGUGAGAGAAUGGAUGAUGCCAAAAAGAUAUUUCAUCAGCUGCCACUUGACCAUGAUAAUUCAGUUGCAUUGACAUCAAUGAUGUGUGCAUAUGCUAGAGAUGGACAUCCAGAAGAAGCUAUUUCUCUUUUCUUGGUCAGGCAUUCAGAAGAAUCACUGGUUGUUGAUGAAGUUGCAUUAGCCACUAUUCUUGGUGUUUGUGGAACAUUAGGGAUUCUAAAGUUAGGGGAACAAAUCCAUUGCUAUGCCUUGAAACAUGGUUUAAUGUCUGAUACCGGUGUUGGGAAUGCCAUGAUCAGCAUGUACUCUAAGUGUGAUGAAAUGCAAAGUGCAAUUAAGGCCUUUGAGGCUAUGCCUACACAUGAUUUAGUAUCAUGGAAUGGUUUGUUGACUUGCUAUGUCCUUCAUAGGCAGGGGGAUGCGGCAUUGAAUAUGUGGGCGAAGAUGGAAAACUUAGGAGUAAAACCAGAUUCUAUUACCUGUGUCCUUGUGAUAUCUGCUUAUAGACACACUUCUAGUAAUUUAGUUGAUUGUUGCCAAAAGUUCUUUUCCUCAAUGCAAUCCUCAUAUAACGUAAAACCCACCUCGGAACAUUAUGCAGGCUUUGUAGGUGUCUUAGGCUAUUGGGGUCUGCUCGAAGAAGCAGAACAGAUAAUUAGUGCAAUGCCAUUUGAACCAAAGGCUUCUGUUUGGCAUGCUUUGCUUGAAGGUUGUAGGAUACAUGUGAAUGCUAUCAUUGGUAAAAGGGCAAUGAAGGAAAUACUAUCUAUUGCGCCGCAGGAUCCUUCUACGUUCAUACUAAAGUCAAAUCUCUACUCAGCAUCUGGAAGAUGGCAGUGUUCAGAACUUGUUAGGGCGGAGAUGAGGGAGAAGGGUUUUCGAAAAAUACCAGGACGCAGUUGGAUCAUACUUGGCGACAAGGUUCACACCUUUUUUGCUAGAGACAAAUUGCAUUCACAGUCAAAAGACAUAUACAGCGGCUUACAAAUACUCAUUCCGGAGUGUCUGAAAGCUGGAUAUGUACCUGACACAAGUUUUGUACUUCAUGAAGUAGAGGAGCAUCAAAAGAAAGACUUCUUGUUCUACCACAGUUCAAAACUAGCUGUAACCUUUGGGCUUCUUAUGACGAGACCUGGGAAACCCGUUCGUGUUAUGAAGAACGUGCAUCUCUGUGGCGACUGCCAUACAUUCUUCAAAUAUGUUUCAGUUGUCACCAAGAGAGAUAUACACAUAAGAGAUGCUUCAGGUUUUCAUCAUUUUGUAAAUGGUAAAUGCUCCUGCAGAGAUAAUUGGUGAUGAAAAAUUAGAUAUUUUGAUAAUUCUAGCUGUAGUUUUUGAUUGUUGAUUUCAGGUUUUUGUUGGUAAGAUUUUUAAACCUGUUGUUAGA